ACCCAGGUUAUAAUUUUUUCUUUUUUUGUAUAAAUUUUAAAAUAUAUGUAUAUAAAAACUAAUUUAUCUGUUCAAAUCAACCGUUCAAUUCAAAAUUAUAUCCAGUCUUCCCAGAUGCGCUCUGACGGUCAUGUGGCAAAUUAUCUCCAGUCUUCUCAUCUAUUACUUAUUUAGAUUCGCUAUUUUCUCAAAACGUUUUGUGAAAGUCACGAAGUUCAGCACGGUGAGACACGAAGUUCAGCAGGGUGCAUCAAGUGGAAUUGGUGCCGAAACAUGUAGGGUUCUUGCAUUACGUGGUGUACAUGUAAUAAUGGGGGUGAGGAACGCAUCAGCCGGUGCAUGUGUGAAAGCAGUAAUAAUAAAAGAAAUUCCCAAUGCUAAAGUUGAUGUCAUGGUUUUAGACCUCAGUUCAAUGUCAUCGAUAAGAAAUUUUGCGGAGAACUUCAACUCGCAAAAUCUUCCAUUGAAUAUCCUUAUUAAUAAUGCAGGAAUUGCUUUUGCUCCUUUCACACUUUCUGAGGAUGGCAUUGAGCUGCAUUUUGCCACAAACCACUUGGGCCAUUUUCUUUUAACACAUCUCUUGUUGGAGGGCAUGAAAAGGACUGCUCAGGAAACUAACAUAGAAGGAAGGAUCAUCAUUGUUUCUUCAGAUAGUUACAAGCUUACAUACCAUGAAGGAAUUCGCUUUGAUAGGAUCAAUGAUGAAUUGGGGUACAAAAGUAUUCUUGCUUAUGGGCAAUCCAAGCUCGCCAAUAUUUUGCAUGCUCAGGAGCUCUCUAAGCAAUUGAAGCAUGAAGAUGUGAAGAUAACAGUUAAUGCACUUCAUCCAGGGGGUAUCGUCACCAAUAUCAUGCGGUAUCAAGGUUUUCUUGAUGGUCUUGUAGCUACACUUGGUAAAUAUGUAUUGAAAAAUGUUCAACAAGGAGCAGCCACAACAUGCUACUUGGCAUUGCAUCCGCAAGUGCGGGGAGUCAGCGGCAAAUUCUUCGUCGACAGCAAUAUAACAGAAGUAAAAUCUCAUGCGACCGACGAAGAUCUCGCGAAGAAGCUGUGGGAUUUUAGCAUGGGCUUAAUCAAAGUACAGAUGACUUCCUGAAAGAAAUGCAUUUGUACAGAAAAACAUAUCUGCAUCUCAGACAACAUCUGAAAGAAAUGUAUUUGUACAGAAAAAUGAUAUCAGUAUCUCAGACAACAUGUAAAAUUUUGGAUAAAUGGUUUUUAGGACAGUGAUCAUCUGCUGUACUAGAAUAUAACUUUUCGAACAGUUUCUCUAUGUUAAUUGCCCACCAAACAGUUCAGAAAAAUCAGCAAUAUAAAAAGAGGCAGCAUUAGAUUUAUUAGAAAA
Ananas comosus (pineapple) is the source of this 1345-nucleotide messenger RNA. RefSeq names its product short-chain dehydrogenase TIC 32, chloroplastic-like. The transcript is spliced from 9 exons. Bases 131 to 1096 code for a protein of 321 amino acids. The record is from RefSeq and is a predicted model, not a curated record. Lineage: Eukaryota; Viridiplantae; Streptophyta; Magnoliopsida; Poales; Bromeliaceae.